Molecule: messenger RNA, 990 nt
Organism: Mobula hypostoma (lesser devil ray)
Lineage: Eukaryota; Metazoa; Chordata; Chondrichthyes; Myliobatiformes; Myliobatidae
Gene: slx9
Product: SLX9 ribosome biogenesis factor
Exons: 6
Coding region: 40-717 (225 amino acids)
Biological process (GO): maturation of SSU-rRNA from tricistronic rRNA transcript (SSU-rRNA, 5.8S rRNA, LSU-rRNA)
Cellular component (GO): preribosome, small subunit precursor; nucleolus; 90S preribosome
Source: RefSeq, a predicted model, not a curated record
GCCCAGGCACGUGUGUCGCCCUUGACAACGGAGACGGCAAUGGUGGGGAAAGCGAAGCGGGCUCGGAUCAGGUUGCACCCUGCUGCCGUGAAGUUGACGGGGUCGGCGAAGGCGGAGAGUGAGCCUCCCCAAGAUUCUUCUCUGUCUUGGCCACCACUUCCACUCUCCGCGGCUGUCAGAAGUCAGCUGAAGAAGGAUGCCGAUCACUUGUCGACUUCGAUCUUCGCUGGUACCAAGAUCGAUCCGAAGUUGCUGGUUAGAAAACUGGAUGACGAAGACUGCAAGACCGUGGCAUCCAGUAAAAAAGGUGACAAGAUUCAGCUCCCAAAGAAAGAAAAAAUAAAGCAAAGGCAUGAGCAAUGGCUUCAGAAGAUCGAGAUGAUCAAACUUGCAAAACAGAAGAAGAAAGCCCAAGAGAAACGGAAAUCCACCCCUGUGGUGGGAGACAUGCAGCCACUUUCUGAUGCACUGCCAGAAUUGACAGAUUUGAUCAGCACAAGCAACAAUUCAGUGGCCCAGAAAUCAAAGAGCAAUGCAAAGAAGAAACCUGAAAGAAUACAAUACAGUCGGAUGAAGCAAGCUCAAAAACGGAAAUUAAUAGAGGAAGAAGUGGCUAGGUUCAAAGUUACCAUUGAGAACCCUGCAUUUAAGGCAGACCCUCUGGCAGCAGUCAGUGAACAUCUUCGAAAGAGAAUAAGGCAAGAAGAUGAAAUCUGAAGAUCAGAAAUGCUUGACUUUUGCCAGUGGACGUUUAAGUGAUUAGGACACCAUGGAAUAAUUCAUAAGCUGACUGUGUUUGUCAGGUCUUGUUUAAAAAUAUUGUUGCUGAAUGAUAGUAUUUCAGACUUUAUUUUUCUCAGUGCCCAUGUUUUCUUAGACAAACAGGAAGUAAGAUAAAUGUUAGUAUGUGCAAUGCAAGAACUUUUAUUUUAGUAUGUUAGAAAAUGUUUUGUACAUAUAUUAUACUACAUAUAAUAAAGGUUGGUUGAA